Messenger RNA from Notechis scutatus (mainland tiger snake), 1156 nucleotides. RefSeq names its product coiled-coil domain containing 28A (gene CCDC28A). Lineage: Eukaryota; Metazoa; Chordata; Lepidosauria; Squamata; Elapidae. The record is from RefSeq and is a predicted model, not a curated record.
UCUCGGUUUCGUCUCCUAGAGCACGUGGGUUCUUGUUUGGAGCGGGCCCGGAAGUUUCGUUCCGCCGGCUCAUUGGGAAGGGCUGAGUUGAGGAAGGGUGCCCGUCUUAUCGGGAAAGAUAUAAGCCAGUGCCGGCAGGUUACGGGGGGUUCAGUCGGACCGGACUGAUUUGGGGGAGAUACCGGGCAUUUCCUCGCCCCCGCAGAUAAAAGAAUCCAGAAAUGGAGGAGAAAAAAAACAAAAGGAGAAGUCCCAAGUCAUCCAUGACUCACGUCAGUCAGGUUCACAACAAUAAGAAAAACACUGUGCCUUCUAGCAAAAAUAUAGCAUUUGCUAAUUCAGCAUCCCAGGUUCAUUUACAAAGACCAAAGCUUAAAAGAGGUGUGAAAGAGAAAGCCAAAACACCAGGAGUGGAAAACAAAGGAUCCCAGUCAGCUCCAAUCCAGCAUUCAUUUCUCACAGAUGUAUCAGAUGUCCAAGAAAUGGAAAAAGGACUUCUGAGUCUCCUGAAUGACUUCCAUUCUGGAAAACUGCAAGCAUUUGGAAAUGAAUGUUCUAUUGAGCAAAUGGAACAUGUAAGAGAAAUGCAAGAGAAGUUGGCCCGCUUGAACUUGGAGCUUUAUGGAGAGUUGGAAGAACUCCCUGAAGAUAAAAGAAAAUUAGCUAGUGACUCUAAUCUGGAUAGAUUGUUGUCAGAUCUGGAAGAACUGAAUUCUUCUAUACAGAAACUUCACUUAGCAGAUGUUCAAGAUCUUCCGAAUACCAGCACAAGCUAAAUCUGCCGUUUUCUUGCUUCUUUGGGGGAUCCAAGUUCUCGUAUUUAAUUUCCAGCAGACUGUUCCUUGCUUUUGUAACAACAUGUUUGAAAUAAUUAAUAUGUGCACACAUUCCUCUUAGCAGACAUGUAUUGUUGCGGCCUUGUCAGGCUUGAAGCUUAGGCUACAGUAUGGCCAUGUUUUGCUGCUAUGCUUUGUAUUGUUGCCUUAACCUCUGUGAAAAGUGGGGAAACUUGAAAGAGCAUUUUUAAAAUGGAAAAAAAAGAGUUAAUAAUGAGCUGUGCCGUGCCUGCUUCCUUUUCCACAAUGUAGACAAUCAGCACAUGCUCAGUGAUGCCAUUAAAUGAAUGUUUAAUUUAUUUUAGCAAUAAAAUUAUUUU